UGGCUGCAGUUCUUCGAGCAAAUCAGGAGUGCGGGCUGUAAGCCAGCGGUCCCCAUCACUACAGCAGCAGCAGCAGCAGCGCUUCUUGCCGUCCGUCAGUGUGUAUGUGAGCCGCCGCCAGUGGACCGAGCGGGUCACUUCUGACAAGUGAGAUGGUGAGAGGGGGGAGGGAAUGAGGCCAUGGGCUGCACCUCGGCUAAGCAGGUGUCGGCUGUGCCCAAUGACGAAGAGGGCCGGGGCAAAGCCUACAGCAACGGAGACCUCUUCACUGAUGAAUAUAAGAUGAAGGGAGUGGAGGAGGUGAAAUACAUGCAUGGAGAAGAAGACAGAGUAAAUGCACGCAACCAGGAGAACCUGGCAGAGGAGCUGGUUCUGGCCCAAGUUUUAGAAGCCGACAGGGCCUCUGCACCGGAGGGCCACCAGGAGAAGAGCUCGACGCAGCACAGGACCAAACAGCACAAAGAGGUGCCUGGGCCCAGCGCCAACAAGACGAACAUACAUACGUCAGAGAGUCAGCAGGAGUUCUUCAGAAUGCUGGAUGAGAAGAUUGAGAAGGGGCGGGACUACAGCUCGGAGGAGGAGGAUGAUGUGACAUAGCAGAGAGGCGCCAGAUCUUGCCAGAGAUGGAAAUAGAGAGAAUGUGAACUCAAAAAUCAGUGUUUCCUAUGUCAGUAACACUCUGUCAGUCUGAGAGCGAGUGUGCGUGCGAGUGCGUGAGAGCGUGUGCUUGUGAGAGCGAGAGAAUGCAGGACUUUUCCUCAUAGGCUGUUGCACCCUUGACCCCUUCUCCUCUCUUGGGGUUGCCUUGUUUGGAGAUCUAGAUGGUUUGGGGUGAGGAAAGAACAGCUUGAUUGAUGUAUUAUCAACACAGACUCACUCUGACGUGAAAUGAGGACCCCCGUCCCCCUCCGCUCCUGUCCUCCUACGGCCAGCAUUGAAACGGCCCCCUUCGUCCUCCUGGCUGUGACAGAGCCAUCUGAGAUUAUGUUGAGGAAAGGCAAGAUGAAAGGAUAUGGAGAGAAGAAAGACGACAUAACCCCUCCCAGUCCUCGUUUUAAGUGGCAGGCCAGAGAAAAAAACUGACAUAUGGAGGAACCAGAAGAGAGCUUACAAACAUCCUCUGGAGAUAACGGGGAGUGAAUGUAAAGAUGGAGUGUUGUGGGUUUUUGGGGGGAAAAAAUGAUUGAACAUGAGAGAUAUUUUAUUAAGAGCAACUAUAUGAACGAACUGGCAGAUUAUUUGAUAUUUUGAUAAGAGCGUCGUGGCAAGUCUGGACUCCUGCCUUUUGAAGGACUUUUUUAAAUUUGUCGAGACUGAUU
Sinocyclocheilus anshuiensis is the source of this 1319-nucleotide messenger RNA. RefSeq lists its product as uncharacterized. The transcript is spliced from 7 exons. Bases 181 to 597 code for a protein of 138 amino acids. The record is from RefSeq and is a predicted model, not a curated record. NCBI's taxonomy places the organism in Eukaryota, Metazoa, Chordata, Actinopteri, Cypriniformes, Cyprinidae.